This is a messenger RNA of Mollisia scopiformis, 1767 nucleotides long. Its product is annotated as transcription elongation factor s-ii. The transcript is spliced from 3 exons. NCBI's taxonomy places the organism in Eukaryota, Fungi, Ascomycota, Leotiomycetes, Helotiales, Mollisiaceae. The record is from RefSeq and is a predicted model, not a curated record. Gene Ontology annotation, biological process: transcription elongation by RNA polymerase II; DNA-templated transcription; transcription antitermination. The coding region runs from base 388 to 1272 and encodes 294 amino acids. Gene Ontology annotation, molecular function: zinc ion binding; RNA polymerase II transcription regulatory region sequence-specific DNA binding. Gene Ontology annotation, cellular component: nucleus.
AGAAGUAUCUGGAAGGCUUCAAAGGGAGCAAUUUCGAUGGUAUUGAAUUCCAUGUGCAAAUAUAUUUGGAAAUCUGGUCAUCGGAGGUCGGCAAAAUGGCUUGAAAGAGGUGCCUGGCGUCGUUCCCUUAGCCUGACCGAUAGCCAAAAAGCUGCGAUAAAGCAACGAGGCUGAUCUCCACAAGUUCGCAAGCAAACACAAUUUACAACUUCAACCUCAACGAUUGAUCUACUCUUGACCAAAAUCCCUCACAUCCAUAUCCAUCACAAAUUGCACCUCCGACACUGCAGCUUCUGCGCGCUGUAUCUUCCGGCCACGAUCCACGUAUUAAAAUACAAUCUCCCUCGAUUCCGCCGCAAGCACGCGACCUAGCCUGAAUCCGCCACGAUGGACGCGAAGCAGGUUGAUAUUCAACUCAAGGCUCUGCAAAAGGCAGUGGCCGAGAAGCAACCUACAGCAAAUGUGGUUGCUAUCCUGGAGACAUUGAAGAAAGAUGUUGUCCCGACCGAGGAACUGCUCAGGACAACCAAAGCCGGUAUCGUCGUCUCCAAGCAAAAGGCCAAUCCCAACAAGGACAUUUCCAGGCUCGCUGCAGAGAUCGUAUCGAAGUGGAAGCAAGUUGUUCAAGGAUCACAAAAGAAGGCAGCUUUGGCCAAGUCGAGUGCUGGAUCACCAAUGAAGACCGCCUCCUCCCCAGCUCCGAGCAACGAACCUAAGACGUUCAAGGGCGAUAAAUCCAAGAGAAAGUGGGAGAAUGAGGGUGUUGAUACCAAGCGCACUGGAAUUCCAACCAGGGAUGCUUGCAUUGGACUGCUAUACAAUGGACUCGCCUACAUGUCGGACGAAACUCCUACUCGCUUGAUCCUUCGGGCUGUAGAGAUUGAACAGGCUGCAUUCGACAAUUUCAAAGGCGACACCCCAGAUUACCGAGCCAAGCUCCGUUCUCUGUUCCAAAACCUCAAGAAUGCUUCGAAUAAAGAGCUAGGCCCACGUGUCAUGUCUGGAGAUAUCAAGCCCGCCCGAUUCGUCACCAUGACCCACGAGGAGCUGAAGUCUGCUGAGCGUCGCGAGGAGGAUGAGAAGUUGAUGAAGGAGAACUUGAAGAUGGCACAGGUUCCAAUGGCAGAGAAGAGUAUCAGUGAUGCCUUGAAGUGCGGAAAGUGUGGUCAGAAGAAAGUCAGCUACAGUCAAGCGCAAACCAGAUCUGCAGAUGAACCGAUGACUACUUUCUGUGAAUGCACGGUUUGUGGUAAUCGCUGGAAGUUCUCUUGAACAUCUGGCUGAUGGGGCGUGCUCGGAUCUUAAAAUUUCAAUUCUCUUAGGGUACUUUUUAUGGAUGGCUUCAGGGGUCUGGGGUCUUACAAUGCAUUUGGGGGGUUUAUUCUAAUGAGUCCAGAACAGCGUUGCUUCUCAUUCCAUUUGUGCUUUAUACUGCCAAAGCAUGGAUUUUAACAUGUCUCUCUGAAGGGGCUUAGCACGUGGUUCUUCUUUCAGAGAACGACGCUCUGCUGUCAUGAGAUAGAGAACGAAAGAACGAUAGAUCAUGCAACAUCUCUGCCACAUUGAUUACCCUUCUUUCACCUCGGAUCUUUGAUGCCUAGCAAGGCCAGCAAGUUUGUCUGCUCAUGCUCUUCUUCCAACCCCAUCUCGCCUACACUCUUCCAGAACUUACUGAGAUGUCGAGUACCACUGUCACAAAGGAUGGUAACAAUCCGACUGUCCUUUGGCAUCUGCAGAGCAGUAAAGACAGCAGCAACGCAAUUCACA